AUGUCGUUUGUUUAUUUGAAUUGUUUGGAUGUUGUUAGGACAACUCAAUUUGAUACUUUGGCCCAGUUUACUGAUUUUGUUCAGAAUCCAUGGCUCUUGGUGGGUGAUUGGAACUCUUACUUAUCUUUAGAGGAUAAACAAGGCCGCAGACCUGUUUCUCAAUCACAGACACGUGAGUUGGGCCAGUUGGUUAACACGACCUGUUUAUCUGAAAUUCCCCUCAUAGGUUUUCCUUACACCUGGAACAACAGGCAAAUUGGACCUAAUAGAAUUGAGGCUAAAUUGGAUCGAUUCUUUUCCAAUACGGAUUGGUUCUCUCUUUAUCCUCGAGCGGUUGUUCGAUCAGAAUUUCUUGCCUCAUCAGAUCAUAGGGCGAUUAUUCUAUAUACAGAUGAUUUUAAACCCUCUAAUAAGCGCCCCUUACGCUUUGAGGCUCUGUGGGACCUACAGAGAGCUUUGAAAUUUUGGAAUAAGAACUGUGUAGGGAAUAUCUUUAGAAGGAUAGAGGAAAUUCAUGGAAUUCUCUCUACACUCUAUCAGGUUCCUCCUACUUUGAGGGAUGAUGCGUGGUUCUUGACUGAAAAACAUCAUAUUGCAACAUUGAGAAAAUUGAACCAUCAGGAGGAGCUGCUGUGGCAACAAAAGUCACGCUCUAAUUGGUAUGUGCACGGGGACCGCAAUACCAAGUUUUUUCACCUCACCACGGUCAAAAGAAGGGCUAGGAAUGUGAUUAAAGCAAUCAAUGCAGGUGGGCUUACUCUUACUGAAGAGGUGGACAUUGGCAGGGAAUUUUUGAGAGUGUACAAGGACAUUUUUCUUUCACAGCACCUCCCCAAUGCAACUGAGUAUUUGGUUCCAAUCAGUAACCGUGUCUCCACUUAA
Messenger RNA from Telopea speciosissima, 882 nucleotides. RefSeq lists its product as uncharacterized. The transcript has 2 exons. Lineage: Eukaryota; Viridiplantae; Streptophyta; Magnoliopsida; Proteales; Proteaceae. The record is from RefSeq and is a predicted model, not a curated record. The coding region runs from base 1 to 882 and encodes 293 amino acids.